Molecule: messenger RNA, 2757 nt
Organism: Coregonus sp. 'balchen'
Lineage: Eukaryota; Metazoa; Chordata; Actinopteri; Salmoniformes; Salmonidae
Source: the annotation of a GenBank genome assembly
AUCCGCUUCCGCCAUCUUUUUUCCGUCCCUGAUGGUGGAGGUACUGGAGCACGAGCAUAAUGGACCUCUAGUUCCUCUUACCUUAGAUAUGAAAUGAUUGGAUAGGUUUAAGCAGCUUUGCCUUGGAUAGGCUGGGAGGAAUUUCCAUCUGACACGAAGAGGAAGUCGAUUGCUAGCUGGUAAUGGCCACAUUUUGAGAAACUGAACGACUUCGACGCUAGCUCAGUAAAUUGCUAAAUUAAGAAAAAUGAAUCAAAGUUAGCUUUAUGCAAUAGUCAGACAAAUGUGCUUGCUCUAUUAGAUGACUGUAACGUUAGUGCUAGCUAAUAAUGCAUGUUCAAAUAAUCAAAUGCACUUUCAUUUAGCUCGCAGUGGCAUUGGUUUAGCUCGCAGUUAAAACAAUUGCCUAUCCCUCCCUCUACCUGGUUGAUUACAGCUCACCAGUCAUAUAAUGUCAACUGUAUCUGAAGAACCAGUGAGCUCUAUUGACAAAUAUAAGGUAUGUAUAACUGUAAUGUAAAUGUAAAUAUAAGGUAAGUGGCCAUCAUGAAAACACCUAGCCAUAAUAGAUUCUGACCCUACGCUUUCUUACAGCUGCACUGGGUCUGACAGGCUCCCUGUUUAGAUUGACACCACAGAGCCAGUGCGAGAUAUGGCUCGUGAGAAAUGCAUUGUACUCUGAAUUGGCCCAUUAUCCCAACUGUUACACCAAGAAGUUUGAACGACUUAUAGUUUUUCUGGAAAGCUGCCCUUUAUGUCCUCAUGCUAGGUAGCAGUAGCCACAGCAGCCAUUAUGGAAUGGCAUGUCGUGUCGAACAACAUAGGAACUGAUUAGCUGACACUGCCAUUCCAAAAUGGCUGCUGUGGCUUCUGCUACCUACCAUGAGGACAAAAAGGGCAGGUUUCUAGAAAAACUAGAAGUCGUUCAAUCUUCUCAGUGUAGCAAUUGGGAUAAUGGGACAAUUCGGAGUACAACAGAUUUCUCAUCCCUGGAUUGAGGUACGUUUUCUUAUCGUGCUGGCUCCGCGGUGUCUUCAUCUAAACAGGAAGCCUGUUUAACCCCAGUGCAGCUGUAAGCAAGUGUAGUGUCGGAAUCUGGCUAGAAAACACCAUACUUAGCUAGUAGGUAAUGCUUCCAUACCGUUAAAUGGCAUUUAAUAAAUGCCCAUGUAGUUACAGUCCUACGUAGCAAGCUAGCUACUUACCUGGAGCUAGGGUAAAGGACAGAGGUUGGAAAACUUUGGCAUAGCUAGCUAGAUACUUUAUCCAAGGUUUUGGAAAGUGGUGGCUGGUUCUGUGGUGUAAUGCUGCCCUCUCUUGGCCAGAAUGCAGAAGGUGGCUGGAGCCUGCGUCAUGUGAAGCGGGACCUGUUCUCCUGUCCUGAAGAUGAGGCCCUGGCCCACUGUAUCAGCGAAGACUGUCGCAUGGGGGCAGGCAUCGCUGUCAAAUUCAAGAAAACAUUUUGUGGCGUAGACGAGCUGAAGAAACAGAGUGAGUCCUGUGUAUUCAUGUUUGUUGUUAUGCACGCUGCAUGCUAUGGAAGUAUGUUGUGAUGUGCCAUUUUCACUUCAAAGUACGCACUACAGAUAGAAAGGCAUGGUAUACAUUAUAAGCCCAUGUCAUUGAUCAAGAUCACUGUCUACUGUUUUUUACUUCAGUGAAGGUGCCAGGGCAAUGCGCUGUACUGAAAAGAUACAAGCGUUUUGUGUACUACCUGGUAAGAUGCUUGCCACUAUAUACCAACCAACUAAACAUAUAAAGCCUUAUUUUGUGAUCUUUUAUGGUCUCUCUCUCUUACAGAUUACAAAAGAAAAAUACAGCCACAAACCCACCUAUGACAGCCUACGGAAGAGCCUCGAGGACAUGAAGUCUCAUUGCUUACAAAAUGGAGUAACUGGAAUAUCAAUGCCUCGGUUUGUAUAAGUACAUUCUACACAAAAAAAAUCACCAUUAUCUUGACAUUUUAAUUAUUUUGCAUUUUGUUGGUAAGCUGACUCAACUUCCAUUUUUCCUAUCCUUCUAUUCUACAGCAUCGGCUGUGGCCUUGAUGGACUGAGUUGGGAUAAAGUGGAGGAGAUGCUUGAGCAGGUAUUCCAGCCCACAAAUAUAAGAAUCACUGUGUAUACGCUCCCUGUAAAACCCACAGGGAAACCAAGUCCACGGGUGACACCAAGUAUCCAUUGAUGUUUUCUGUAAACCAAAGUAAAUAAUAUAUAUCAGGAACAUUUGUUAUGGUUAUAUUCUCUAUCACCUUUUAUCAUAGGCUCCAAGUGUGUUUUUCAACUCUUAUGACAAUGGGUUUUGUGUGAAAUAAAACUCAGACCAUAUCGUGUUGUGACACAGUGUGUACAUUUCAAGUGUCUCAAUGCCAGGUUUACGCAGCACACCGAUAUGCACCUGUGCAAUGUUUGCUGAAAGUUUUACUUUCAAAAGGUAACAAAUUAAAUCACAAAAUAUAACACUUUACCUUAAGAAUCAUAUCCUUUACCUCCUAAUCUUUAUUUUACCCAUGUGUUUGAUGGUUUUCUGAAAUUACAGGUGCAUAUUUUUCAUGUUAAUUAUGACCCUUUACAGUAGAGCUGUUCUCCACCAGAAGGGGGCACCAAUGAGUUUUCUCCACAUCGUUUCUGUGGUGUGAUCUGUGCAGGUUUUUGUCAUAUGCUGUAAAUACACUGUAAUGCACAAGUACCUCACAUGAGCAUGACUUAUGAAAACUAAAUAGCUGUUUUGCAGUAAUAAAAUCAAAUGUGUUCUACA